AUGCGCGGCUUCGUCGCCGAGCUGGCGGCCAAGGCCGUCGAGUCGGACGCGGGCUCCGCCUCGGACAUCGGCCACCUCGCGCCGCACGAGUACCGCCUCUCCCUCGUCGCCUCGCCCGUCUCGUGCGGCACCCAGUCGAUCGGCGUGAGCGACGCGUCGCUGGCGCCCGCGCCCGUCUCGCUGCCGCUGCCCAAGCUCACUUCGCUGCUGCAGGCGUCGGGGGGAGGGCGGAAGGAGUGCGCUACUCAGGCGUCGGGCGAGGCGCUCUACUCCUCCGACGAGCCAGCCGUCGCGGGCGAGCUCUGCGGCGCUUUCGCGGGCGAGUGGUGGUCUCGCGCGGCGGCGGAGGGCAAGGCCGCCGUGGAGGGCAAGCUCCGCAUCGGGGGCCAGCGCCACUGCCAGCGCCACUUCUACCUUGAGACCAACACCGCGCUCGCCCUGCCGGUCGAGGGAGGCGGCCUCUCCAUCACCUGCGCCAACCAGAACCCAACCCGCACGCAGACGGCGGUGGCGGGCGCGCUCGGCCUCCCCCUCGCCACGGUGGACGUGCGCGUGCGCCGUAUCGGCGGCGCGUACGGCGGCAAGCUCAACGCGCACCUCCCGACGGCCAUCGCCGCGGCCGUCGCCGCCGCCAAGCACGGCCGCCCCGUGCGGCUGCACAACGACCGUUCGGACGACAUGGCGUCGACGGGCGGCCGGCCGCCGAUGGAGGGCUCCUUCCGGCUCGCGGUGGACCAGGGCGGCGUCGUCUCGUCAAUCGAGCUCACCGCGGCGUUCGACUCUGGCGUCGUCGACGGCGGCGCAGUCUGCUGGGCGGACAACGCGUACCGCGCCGACGACUUCGCGGUGCACGGCUCGUUCUACAACUCCGGCGUCGUAGGCAGCGCCGCGCGCUUCCCCGGGGGGGUGACCAUCCCGCUGCACGAGUUGGCGAUGGAGGCUGCGGCCGAGGCGGUCGGCUUGCCGGCGGACGCGGUGCGCGAGGCCAACCUGUACGCCACGGGGGACGCGGCCCUCUGCGGCGUCACCGUGGGCGAGAACGGCUUCAACUGGAACCUGCCGGCGAUGUGGCAGUCCGCGAAGGCGCGGUGGGAGGUGGAGGCGUUCAACCGCUCCAACCGGUGGCGCAAGCGCGGGCUGAGGAUGGUCCCCGUCAAGUACGGCAUCGAGGACAACGGAGGCGCGUACAAGGAGGGCUGCUCGCUCGGCGUGCUGGCGGACGGGUCCGUCCGGCUGGCCCACGGAGGGUGCGAGCUAGGGCAGGGCAUCCACACUAAGGCGGCGCAGGCGGCCGCCUUCGCCCUCGGCUGCCCGCUCGGCGGCGUGUCUGUGUCGGACACCUCGUCGCUCGCCACGCCCGGCUCGGCCGACACGGGCGGCUCUGCCACCUCGGAGUGCGUCGCGGUGCUGGACGCGGCGGAGACGCUCAACGCUCGCCUGCUCCCCUUCCGGCCGGCGGCUGGCGCGGCGGGGGAGGGCGCGUGGGAGGCCACAGUCAAAGCGGCGACCGACGCGGGCGACUCCCUCGUGGGGGGAGCGGCUGGGGUGGAGGGAAAGGCGCCCGCGGGGAAGGGGGAGGGUGUGAGUAGGCGUGUCCCUCGCGGCGAGCGGCUGGUCGAGAUCGACGCGCUGUCUGGCGAGACCUGCAUCCUGCGCGCCGACCUGCUCAUGGACCAGGGGACGCCCCUCAACCCGGAGAUCGACCUCGGGCAAGUCGAGGGGGGCUUCGUCAUGGCGCUCGGCCUCUUCUUCUCCGAGGCCGUCGUCUCCCACUCGCCGAGCGGCGCGCCGACGACGCUCGGCACGUGGGAGUACAAGGCGUCUGCGGAGCCGCCGAUGGCGCUCGCCGCCGCCGCCUUCCUCGCCGCACGCGCCGCGAUCCUCGCGGCGCGCGCCGACGCGGGAGACGCGUCCAAGCAGCCUCCGCUGCACGUCGAUGCGCCGCUGACUCCGGCGGCCGUCCAGGCGGCGUGCCUCGUCGACACGUCGCAGUUCGUCCUCCGGUAG
Molecule: messenger RNA, 2007 nt
Organism: Emiliania huxleyi CCMP1516
Lineage: Eukaryota; Haptophyta; Isochrysidales; Noelaerhabdaceae
Exons: 17
Coding region: 1-2007 (668 amino acids)
Molecular function (GO): iron ion binding; oxidoreductase activity
Source: RefSeq, a predicted model, not a curated record